Messenger RNA from Xiphophorus couchianus (Monterrey platyfish), 12767 nucleotides. RefSeq names its product golgin B1 (gene golgb1). NCBI's taxonomy places the organism in Eukaryota, Metazoa, Chordata, Actinopteri, Cyprinodontiformes, Poeciliidae. Gene Ontology annotation, cellular component: membrane; Golgi apparatus; cis-Golgi network. The transcript is spliced from 20 exons. Bases 2742 to 11081 code for a protein of 2779 amino acids. The record is from RefSeq and is a predicted model, not a curated record.
CUUUCAGCAAAAUAACAUCUUUUUUUUAAGUAUGUAUACACCAAUUAAUUAAUCAACUAAUUAUUUCAAUCAUUUAUUAAUCCGAUUAAUCAUUUCAUCCCUUGUUAUAAGUAAUACUCUUACAGAGGUCAGUAUUGUCUGAGCUGGCGUUUCUGGGUCGUCUCUUGCUCUGACCUUCUAGGGAAUUUCCUGGGACUUCCUCCUCUGGGAAAAUUGGCAGCGAAAUGCUUUCCACUUGAUCUUCCAACUGCUUGUCUGAGGUCAUCAUUGACGUCUUUCCUUCCUGGCAAUCCUCUACGCUAUAGAAGCAGCUGGUCUCUCCUUAUAUAAUGUAUGCAGUGCCUUGGAAAUGUAUGCACAACCCUUCUGCUUUUUUUAUAUCUGGUAUGAAAAAGCAGACUCAGGUGUUUACAGAACUGCUAUAUUUACACAAAUUUUUAAAAGAGCUUGAUGGUAUAAAUAGUUUCAAAUCAAUCCACUUUUUAAGAAAGCGUUCAAAAGAAACUGAAUCCAGAAAUAAGCCCAGACUUUACCCUCAUCCAGUUUAUUUUGGUGUACCCCACGGUUCUGUUUUGGGCCCACUUAUUAAUUUUUUUCUAAUUUCCUUUCUAGUAAUAUUUUGAGGCUUAAAACACAUUUGCAAUAUUGUAUUAAAGAGCAAAAAUGUUUCAGCACAAACAUAAAAUAAUUACAUUUUAACACAUAUCUUCAUAACUGUUUUAUGUUUCGCUAUAAAAUUAAGCUAUUAUUUUGUUGCUCAGCAUUAGUUUUUACUAAAUACAAAGCAAUUGUUUACUCUGAAAUUUAUUUAUAGCUAUCCUAGUAAAGGGUGGUGAAUACAUAUACCUGUCACACUAUUCAGAUAUUUUGUUUUUGGAAAUCAGCUUCAUGAUUAUGGACUACUUUUUUAAACAAGGUGGUGGCACAGUUACAAUUUAAUGGCUUGGCUGGCAAUCUCAUGUGUUUGAAUGGCCCAGUCAAAGUCCAGACCUAAAUUAAAUUAUUCUACUAUAUUACUUCUGAUGUUUUCCAAUAGUUUUUACUCUAAAAACCCACAAAAACCUGCGAGCGAAACUGAGAAAGCAUAGAUCGGAAGAGUUUUCCAGGUCAUUUGCAGCUUUAAUUGUGUUUCGUUCCAAAGGUAAAUGAGAUUACAGGCGAUUAGUGAAGAUGCUUAUUUCAAUACAGCACACUGAGAGUUCAGGAACCACAGGAAACCACCUGGUCUCAGUGUCGCUAGGAGAAAAUAGUGCACCUGUCAAGUGGAAGUAGUUUCUAAAAACAAUGAAAUGCUUGUUUUCACCAGUUUGCUUUUCUAAAAGGAUGUUGGAGUAUCUCUGUUACGAUUUAUUCCCUUUGCAUUUGUUCUUUUAUUAUUUGCUGACGUGUUGAACAAUUAUUCCUUCUUGUAGAUACUGUGCAGCUGGAAGGAUUUCUUUUUUUAUUGGUACUUUUGGACGUUAUGCGUAAUCGUGGCAACAAUUUCUCGUUUUUUAAAAAACAGGUAGCAGCUGGUUGGCAUCUCAAAAGCUAAGAUAAAGCCUGAAUUACAACAAAGAGUUGAAAAGAUUUCAUGGACCAAAAAACAGAAAGAGAGAAGGAGGAAGUUCAAACCGUCUCUCCUAUUUAUCAUAAAGUCUAUUGUAAACCCUACUCCAACAUCCUUCUGAAAUGAGGUGGAUUAGUCGGGUUUGACAACAACUGAUGCCGUCAUCCAGGACAUGUUGCUGUGGAAUAUUAUCUCUGCGGCCCAGAUGUUGAAAUGUUAGCAUGUCAAACAGUCUUCAGUCAGAGGCCUCUUCAGAUUCAUUGGAUGAUUGACUGCUGCUGGAAAUCCUUUCUGCCAAACAGCAUCACCAUCCACAACAACUUUGAAGAUACCAGUUAAGACAUUAGAUUUCCCUUAUGGAUAAAAUAUUAUUAAACUAAAUUAAUAGUAGCUGUCACAUGAAAUUAGAUGUCAAAAUAAAAACAAAACUUAUUUUAAAAAGUUAAUUACAGUACAGUAUAAAGUGUUUACAAAAAAUGUUACAAGGUUAUUAAAUUCUCUUUCUUGCGUGUGUAUAUAUAUUUGUGUGUGUGUUUUGUUUUUGGUUUUUUUUAGAGUUGACGUUGCCCUGUGAUACACCUGAAGUAGUCAUAUCAGCAGGUAGUUGAAUGACUGAAAACAUCAAAUAUGUAAUCGUAUGCACAAAUAUUCAACUAUUACAGUUUCACCGGUCCAAGCAGAUCUCCUUGGUGCUGACGGUUGUCCUCUUCCCCCAGUGCAGAUGCUGGUAGAUGAAGUCAAAAACCGAUGCUGUGGUCCUUGCAAACAGGCUGGUCCACUUCAGGGCCGCCACUAUCCCCUGAACAAAACGCCCACAGUACUCCCCAAACAGCGUAGUGUAGCGGGCCAAGAGGAGCAGACUCCUCCCCAACUGCUUCCCGUGAUUCACAAUCAGUUUGACUCUUUGGUCAUGUCUUGCCAUCAUUACAAACUGUGUAAGUUCAGUUAAAUUGUCAUUAUUAGUCGUGUUUGAGUUGGUAAAUUUAGUCAGACACUUCCCGAGGAGAAAAAAGGUGUGUACGCCUUUAAAUUUCUCAACUGUCUCUUACAGAUCCCAGCUGUCCAAUCAGAGCAGAGAAAGUUCUGUUUCCGGGAGUGUUUGGUGAUGUGGCUCUAAAAUCCAUCCGAGGAAAUAAAGAAAAAUUAAAACCAAACGGAUUUACCUGAGGAGCAUCCGCACAGUCCCGACUUUAUGUUAAGCCGUCUGGCCAACGUCCUCCAGGAGCUUUCUGGAGAGGAGGGCGCAGAUGGAAACAAACAGGGCGUACUGGAGCCUCAGCUCCCCGCUGCAGAGGGCCAGACUGCAGUGGACGCCGAGGUUCCCGAGGACGCCAUGGAGAGGCUGGCCCACCUGGAGCAGCUGGUGGUCCAGCUGAAGGAGCUAAUUCGAGACAAAGAUGCUCAGCUGCUGCAGCAGGAGACCGAGCUGACCAAGAAAGAUGCUCAGCUCAAGAACGAGAAAGAAGAGGCGGAAGCUCGUUUCACCAAACUCAAACUGCAGGCGAAAGCCAAGAUGGCGUCGCUCAACAAGCAGAUAACGGAGCUGAAAGGACAAGCAGAAUCAGCGACUCCAGACGGUUCUUUCUGCUCUGCCGGCGCGGUGGCGGCCGAGGAGGAGCUUCAGGAUCUGCGGGCCAAGCUGAGCGAGGAGGAGGCCAGCAGCCGGCAGCUGAAGGAGCGACUCCUCGCCACCGAGCUGCUGCUUCAGGAGAAGGAGGCUGCCCACGCCGAGCAGCUGCGGGUGCUGCAGGUUGUCAUCGCUGAGAAGGAUGUCCGUUUUCAGGAGCAGAUUCAGAGGCAUGAAGAGGAGCUGCUCAAGGUCGGCACACAGGACGGCACAGAGCUGCAACAGGCGCUCCAGGCGGCUCAGCAGCGCUGCGUUGAGCUCGAAGAGGCUUUGUUCUCUCGCUCCCAAGAGCUGGAAAUGCUGCAGCAGGAAGUGAACAGCGCUGACCAACAGAAACAAAUUUUGACGGCUCAGUUCCGGAAGAUGGAGCAGGAGCUAACUGAGGCCGUCCGGCUGAGGCAGGAAUGGGCCGAGCAGGUCCGCCAGGGCGACGCGGAGCUCUCCGCCUUGAGGGAGGCGGCGCUCAUCAGCCAGCAGCAGCUGGAGAAAGAGAAGAUGGAGGCCUCCAGGUUGGAGGCGGAGCUAAUUCUGAUGGAAGAGGCACAGCUAGCGGCUGCCCAAGCGCACCAAGAUGCCUCACAGAGGGACAGGGCAGAAAUCACACGGCUCCAAAGCGAAAUCAGAGAAGCAGAAUCAGCCAGGGAGGAAACCAUGGAACAAGAGAGGUCAGAGGUCGAUGACCUGCAGAAAGAGCUGGUGAACCUCAGGGAAGAGCAAGAAGGUGUGAAGAAGAAGGAGGAGCUACUGGCUGAGAUCUGGAGCCACCUUCGCUCCCUCGCUCCUGAAACGAUGCCGGAGGGCGACCCCGCUGACCCCACUCUGCUCCUGGACUCGGUGCGGUCCGUGGAAACGCAGCUGAUCAGGCUGAAGGACGAAUGCGGAGAACUGAGCGAACAGUACGCCCAGCUCACCCAGAACAUGGAGGCCCUGCAGGAACAACUUCACAUAAAAACAGCAGAACAAGAGGAGGCCGAUGUCAAGAUACGACAGCUGGAGCAGCAGAUCGUAGAAAUGUCUGACACUGAAACAUCUCUGGAUUCAUCCCAACCUGAUAAAGAACAUAUUUUGGCGCUGGAGCAGCAGCUUGUAGAAAAAGACAAUGAGCUAGUUGCCUUACGAGAAUCCAUCAUAGUUGCUACAAAACAAACCUCAGGAGAUGCUGAAAUAAACCAAAGUCCGGAUCAAGAUGCUACCGCGGCUCCUGCUGAUGCCGUGGAAGACACACAAGAUGAAGAAACCACCUUAGUUGCAGAAGACACCUCCAUCCUCUCCAUCCCUGCUGAUAGUGAAAGCAGCCCGGAGCUCAUCGGACUCCAGUCCGAGUCUCCUGAAGAAUCAAAGGGAACCUCCUCAGAUGAGAUGGUCACCAGCACUGAUUCGGAGGUGGCCCACAGCAGCUGGACGCUCCUGGAAGCCAUGAAUCAAGACGGCGCUCAGGAGUGGCCCUCCGUCCCGCAGGAUGUUGGUCAGUCCUGGGUGGCAACAAGCAUGGAGCAGGAAUCCUCCCAGCCGUCAUCCGUGGUCCAAGUCCACCUGACCCAACAGAGUUCCUCCUCCACCGACGAAAACGUCAGUCUCUUUGCUCAGACUUUAGCCGAGGAGCUGCAGAAGAGGUACGGUGAGCUUCUGGCAGAGCUGCAGGGGCUUAAAGACGCAGCUGCAGCAUCACAGGAGAAAAUCAAGAUCCUAGAAGAGGAAGCACAGUCUCUCACCGUCGCUAAAGAGGAAGUUGAGGCUGAAACACUCAGGUUGUCCCAGGAGCUAGAAAACAGCAAAAUGGUGGAGAAGCAGAGUGUUGAAAUGCAACUUCUGGAAGAAUUGGAGAUUUUAAAGAUUGAAAAUAAAACCAAGGAGGAGAAGAUUGAGGCUUUGCAGGCAGAUUUGGAAACAACGCAGCAAGCUCUGUCUGAGCAGGAAGGUGAAGCGAGGACGCUGAGCGCUCAGCUGGAGGACGGAGAGCUUCUCUCCUCCGAGCUGCAAAAGAAGCUUCAUGAAAUGGAAAAUAGCCUGUUGGAGCACUCUCAGACUUCAGAUCGCCACAACGAAUCUCUAUCAGAGAAGGACUCUGAGAUUCAAGAGCUGCAGCUUCUUCUCACCCAGAAAGCAAAGGAGGUGACGGAGCUUAACGACAGCAUGUCCGCCAGGCUUCUUCAAGCAGAAGAAGAGAAGUUUGAGAUGAAAGGGGAAGUGAGUAAACUCAAGGAGCAGAUGGAAGAGCUGGAGAAGGUCAGAGAUGAUCAACAGCAAGCAUCUAAUGAUGACGAAGAAGUGGUUACCUUGAGGAACGAGAAGGAAGCUUUGGAAAUGCAACUGGCAAACACAAAGAAGAAGUUGCAGGCUGCUCUGGUUCAGCGCAAGGAACUCAUGAAGAAAGUCAGCGAGUUUGAGAAGGAAACAGAACGAUGGAAGGAGAAAGACGAGACAGAAGAAACUUCUGAAAAACUCCCUCAAAGACCUGAGAUUCAGGACUUGGAGGACAAGAUCAUAAAGCUAGAAGACUCUUUAAGAUACAAAGAGGAAGAGGUGGAGGCUCUUAAGCAGAGACUUGACCAUCAGGAUCAAGUCCUUGCAGAGACAAUUGCUCUGAACAGAAAGCUGAGUGAAGAACAGCCUGAAGCCACCUCUGAAACGGGCAUCUUGCAGUCUCAAGUCGCUUCUCUUGAAGCGGAGUGUGAAACGCUCCAGAAGAAGUUUCAGGAAGCCCAAGAAUCCCGCAAGGAAACCAUACGCAAAGCCAAAGAGAAAGACAGGCACCAUCGCGAACAGAUGAAGCAGCUGAAAGAUGAUUUCAACGAGCUAACCGAGCGAUUUGACAUGCAGAGCAGCGAAAUGGAAGGUCUUCUCGACAAGCUUAGAGAGCUGGAGGAAAAAGCGACCUCUGAUGGAAAUCCACAACCAGAACCGGCGCAGGUGUCUGCCGUAAACAGCUGGGCUCAAGAGGAUUGGGUGGACUUUGCUGCAUCUGAAACAGAUUCAUUGAAACCACAGGCAAGCAAUCUCGAUCAGCAUCCUCUGGAGCCGUCUCCUGUUGCAUCUACACAACUGGAGGAAUCUCUUAAAGUUCUUCAAGACGAGAUCCAAAAUUAUCGGCAAGUGAACACUGAGCUGGAGAAGCAACUACAGGAAACUAACAGCAGCCUGUUGCUUAAGGAGUCUGAGAUACUUGAACUGUGUAAAGACCUGGAAGGACUGAGAGAGAAGGAAAAGCAAAUUGAUGCUCUCUAUGAGGAGAUGAAUGAACUUCGAGAAAAGUAUCUUCAAGCUGAAGCUUAUACAGAAACCCUAAAGGCAGAGAUAGAAACUGCAUCAAAAGCUACUGCAGAAGCCUCCAUGAAAACUCUUCAAGCUGAAGUGGAAGACUUCAAGCAGUUCCUAGACAACAAGAACUGCGAGAUAUCGGAGCUCAGCCAGCAGCUGAGUGAGCAGAACUCCCUCAUACACUCAAUGCAAGACUCUGUGUCUGAGAAAGAUCAACUGAUAAGCUCUUUACAGGAGGAACUGAAGGCAGAGCAAGAGAAAAUGCACAAGCUGCAGACUGACCUUCCACAAAAGCAAGAAGAAGACAGUGAGGCAAAACUCCAGCAGCUUCAGCGAAAGCUUCAAGCUGCUCUGGUGUCUCGCAAAGAGGCCCUCAAAGAGAACAAGAGCCUAAAGGAGAAGCUCACUUCGGCCGAGAAGAUGGUUGCCGAGCUGCAGCAGAAGAUCGAUUCAACAGAAGAAGAGCUUGAGAGUCUAAGAGGCGAAAGAGCAAAACUUAUCGAGGAGGUUGAUCGGACCUUAGUGGAGAACCAAAGUCUGGGGUCGUCGUGUGAGAGUCUGAAGCUCAUAAUGGAGGGAAUAAUCAAUGAGAAGGACGCUUGUAAGAAGGAGGUGGACUUGGCAAAGGAAGAGGCGGCAAGGGUGUGUAAGGAGUGGGAGGAGAAGGUCCAAGGGAUGAAGGAGGAGUACGAGACUCUGCUCAAGUCUUAUGAGAAUGUGAGUGACGAGGCGGAGCGUGUGAGGAAGGUCCUGGAAGCCGCCCGCCAAGAAAGACAGGAGCUGGCGGCUAAAGCGAGAGCUCACGAGACUGCAAGGCAGGAGAGCGAGAGACGAGCAGAAGAGGCGCAGAAGGAGGUGGACACAGUGAAGGACAAAAUGAGGAAGUUUGCAAAGACAAAACAGCAAAAGAUAAUGGAGUUGGAGGAGGAGAACGAGAGACUCCGAGAGAGGCAGGAAACUUCAAAACAAGAUGAUUCCUUCAUCAAAGCUGAAGCAGAGCGCCUUCAGGAGGAGAUGAGAGCUCUGCAAGCUGAACUGGAAGCUGCAGCAACGGAAAGAGAUGCUCUAAGGCAGCAAGUCGAAGAGGUGAAUGGAAAACUCGCUGACAUGGAGGCAAAUCAACUCAGCUCUGCGCCUGUUGUAGAGGAAGUCAUCACUGCAACGCAAUCAGAAGCCAUCUUGACUGCAGCAGAGCCACAAGAUGAUCUUGCGGUUGCAGAAGAAAAGGAGAAGGCUCAAGCUUUACUGGAAGAUAAACUGAGGGAGAUUGAGAUUCUGAAUACAGAGAAGGAACUCUGGCAAAAACGAGAAGCUGAACUAGCAUCUCUUGAGCAAGAGCUGCAGGAGAGCAAAAAUAACGAGAACCGUCUGGAGAAGAACCUUCAACAGAGCAACGAGAGAGAAAAACACCUGAUUGAAGACGCUUCAAAGAGAGAAGCUCAGCUCAAAGAACUCCUUGAGAGUCUUGAAACCGAAAAAGACAACCUGGAGGAGCGUCUGAUGAACCAAUUGGCCCAGCUCAACGGGAGCAUAGCCACCUACCAGCAAGAAGCAGCAGACAACAGUGAGCAACUCGCUGAGACACAGCGAGAGGUAGAGAGGCUGGAAGCUGAGGUCCAGAGUGAGAGAGACCGAUCCGCCAGGCUGGAGGAGGAUGUGAGGCAGGCCCGGCGAGAGAGAGCCGAAGCCGAGGCAGAGUCUGGAAAGCAGAGGGAACUGGAGCAGCAGCUGAGGUCUGCCCAGAGGGUCAAAGAAGGCAGCCAAAGCCGAGCAAAGCAGCUGGAGGAGCUACUGAGGGAAAAGCAACUGGAAGUGCGGCAGCUUCAGAGGGACUCCAUCCAAUAUCAGGAGAAGAUCAGUGAACUUGGACGUGAAGUCAAAGCCCUGCAGCUAAGCCAGGAGGAGCUCCGAGGCAGGCUGGAGCAGUCAAAGAUGGAGUCCGCCAAAACGUUGGAAGAUCUCAAGAGGUCUGAAACAGAGAUGGAGAGUUGUAAAACCGAACUAGCGGAAGCGCGGAAAGAAGCAAGUGAGGCAGUCUCUGCAAGAAUGGCCAUUGAGCAAAGCUACCAGCAGAAAGAGGCUGCGCUGAAGGCUGAGGCGGAGCAGACUCUGGACUCUGUGAGAUUCAGGCUGGGAGCUGAGCUGAAGGAGACAGAGCUCAGACUGGAGGAGGCCUACAGUGAGCGGGAGAAGGAGGAGGAAGCUGCUAUGGAAGCCAGAGAGGUGGCAGAGACAGCAGAGAGGCGAGCCCAGGAGACCCAAGCCCGUCUGGAUGAGACUCUAGCCAGGUUAGCCGCCUUCUCUCGCAGCAUGUCCUCCCUGCAAGACGACAGGGACAGAGUUCUGGAUGAAGCCCGGCAGUGGGAGACACGUUUCAACAGCGCUCUGCAGGGGAAGGAGGCUGAAGUCCGUGAGGCUGAAACACGCGCCAAGGAGCUUGCAGAUCAGCUUCAGAAAGAGACUGCGCUGAAGGAGGAGUUGGAGCAGUCUGUAAACAGGUUACAGAGAGCAGAGAAAGACUGGCAGCUGAAAUUGGAAGAAGAGCAAAAGAAAGUCAUGGAGCACCAAGUGGUUCUUGAUCAGGAAAGAUCGAAGCUGGAGGAAACUUCAUCCGAGUUAGUAUCUGCUCAGAACGAAGUCGGCGUCCUCAAAAACACGCUGGAGAGUCUUGGUCAGAGGGUCCGGGCUCUGGAGGAGGCUGUCGGCAGACAGACGGGUGAAGUGGAGCGGGCCAGAACCGAGCUGAGGGCGAGAGAAGCCGAGGAGAGGCGUCUGUGUCUGAACGUGGAGCAGCUUGAGACGGACCUGCGUUCCUCCAAGGUUCUGACGGAGAGUUUACAGACGGAGCUACACGAGAAGGAGAGGAGGGAGGUGGAGCUGCUGGGGGAGAAGGAGCUAGCUGUCGCACAGGCAGCAGAAGAGGCGCGGAGAGAGGCUGAGAGCCGGGCACAAGAUGCCGAAAGAGAGCUGGAGCAGAGAAGAGGAGAAGUGAGGGAUCUGGAAGGAAAACUACGGGAAGCACAGGAGGAGAGCAGCAACUGGAAAGGCAGACUGGACUCUUUCACCAAGGCGAUGGGAUCCCUGCAGGACGACAGAGACCGAGUGCUCAGCAUGUACAAACAGCUGGAGGAGAAACACCUGCAGGUGAUGAUGGAGAAGGACGGUCUGAUCCAGGAGGCAGCAGCGGAGAACAACAGCCUGAAAGAGGAGCUUCGCUUUCUGCUGGUCCAGAGAGACGACAUGCACGCCGAACAGGCCAAGCUGUCGGCUCAGCUCCACGGAUAUCGAGACGAACUCACCCAAGUGUUAAGCAUGAAAGACUCCCAACACAAACAGCUUCUGGCAGCUCACAAGGAGCACAUCUCGACCUUACAGCGGGAGCGUGAGGAGCUGGAGGCUCAGCUGAGGAGCAAAACCACAGAAGAGACGCAGAAAGUAGAGAUGGAGACUCUUAGUCGAGCCUCACAGGUGAUGGAUGCGCCUGGAGCGGAGGUGGAGAAGCUGAGGGAGCAGCUGCAGGCGGAGCGCGGCCGAGCCGAGGAUCUGGAGGAGCGGCUCGCCGCCGAGAGCAGAGAGUUGGCCGAGCUGCGCUGGGAGGGCGGCGUGAUGCGCACCGAGUCGGAGAGCGCCCAGGAGAGGGUGGCGGAGCUGGCCCGCGACCUGCUGAUCGUAGAGCAGCGGCUGCUGGAGGAGACGGACACCACCAAGCAGCUGAGGCAGCAGAACCAGCAGCUCGCCGACGCCAUGGAGGCGCUGCAGCAGGCCAGAGAGGAGGCGGCGCAGAAGGUCAGGGAGCCGGAGGAGAGGAGCAGGGCGGCACAGAGCAGCACUGGAGAGGUGUGGGGCCUGAAGAAUGCCCUGCAGGCCCUGCAGAACGACAGGGAGAGACUGCUGGAGCAGCUGAACACGCAGACGGCCGAGCUGAAGAAGCAGAAGUUGGACCUGGCUCGGCUGGGAGCCGGCGAACUGAUUAAAGUCAGCCAGGAGCUUUUAGAGGAGAAGAAGAAGAACGAGGAAAUACUGGAGGCUGUGACGCGGCUGGAGAGCGCGGCGCAGAGAAGCGAGCAGGAAACAGAAUCCCUCAGGCUGGAGCGGAUGGACUUACUGGCUCAGGCGGAGCAGCUGAAGCAGCAGACGCUCGCCACCCUCUCAGAGAAAGACCAACAGCUGCGGCAGCUGGCCGCCAUGUUGGAAGAGGCUCGUCUCCAGAAGCCCAAACUCAAACGGGAACAGCUACAGAGACAGGGCACAGAGGAAGAAGAUAACCCACCUGGAGCGCCGCAGGAGCGAAGCAGCCUGACCGACGGCCGAUCCUCCAAAGCGGAGCUCCUGGAGCUUCAGCAGAGACUAGAAGAAGAGACUCGGCAGCGGCUGGCGGUUGAGGAGCAGCUGAUGGCGACACAAGAUCUCCACAAACGUCACAGCCAGGCGUCAUGGUACUCUGCAAACGAAGGGGAUCUUUCUGAGACGGCUGUGUUUAUCGACCCACCAGAAGGCGCCGUCACCCGGACCCGCAGAGGAGGCCCCAGCUUGCUGCGGAUGCUCCGCGUGGCGUUCUGCUCCCGUCAGCGAACCCCUCUGCUGCUCGGCCUCUACCUGCUCACUGUGCACGUACUGCUGCUCCUCUGUCUGGGCGGAUACCUCUGAAAAACCGUUCCAAAUAACACGAGAGAAGGUCCUAGAAAAUAGAAAUGUGUUGGUUAUAAAUCUUAGUGUGAUAUAUAAUAAUUUAACGAAGGGUCCAAAGGAUGUUCUGUACAAACGGUGCACUUUAAUCGCUUAGCCAAAGUAUAUACAUUUACUUCAGGGGGUGUUUGUUUCAACUCUUUGGUCGUAGGUGACCUCAAGUCACCUACAAGUGGGAGAUUUUGCUUCAAAAUGGAUUCAAAGGGACAAUAUCUUAAUAUUACUUAGUAAAAUAAACAAAUGCAACCUUCAACUAUAAUUAUGGAGAAAAGAAAUUGGCUUUUUUGGUAGAUCUGAGCCACUGCUCUUUCACAUCGAAAGGGACUGGCGAAGUUAGUUCGGCCAUCUUAUGAAGAUCCCCCCAGUGUGAGGGUUUCCUGGGUUUCCCUUCCAGAUCUGAUGAGUUGAAAGAAAGACGGUGGAUGGAGGAAGAAAAGACGCCACCAAGUUUUUUGGAAGUGUUGUACAUCAUGUGCCUUGUAGAUUUGAGCUCCGAGUCUUUCCAGUUACAGGAAAAUGUUCUGAAAAUCCACAAGAUUCUGUGUAUUUUACUGGGAUUUUACAGUAGGAGCCAACAUGAAGCAGAACAUAAUUGUGAGGUGGAUGAAAAAUUAUGCAUGGUUUCUUACAUGGGGGAUUGAUUUGUGUAGUGCACAACCAAUAGUUCCCCUUAAGCCCGGCUCUUUAUUUGUGAAAACAUAUGAAAAACUAUGCACAAAGUUUCUUCAGCUUCACAACUGAUGCGAAAUAAUUCAAGAAGUGUGAAUACUUCUUUAGAGCACCACAUGCUGGAGCUAAUAUCCUGUGAACGAGUCAAAUUUGCCUCAAAAAGUAGCUAAAGUAACUAUGCUAAGUAAGCUAACUCUGCUGGGCUUGCUAAGCUAGCUUUGAGAUUAACGGUUGUUUCGAGGAAGAGGGGAAACGGUUUGAAAUAAAUUACUUCAAGUUGAGUUUAUUAUGUGAUAUUUAUCUCCUAACAUCCUUCAUGCACAAAAAUGGUGAACGGUGCCAUUUCUGGUUUUACAUAUCCCCGUGUCGUCUCUAUACAUUAAUUAUGCUGUUUUUAAUCCGUUCUACAGUACUGUUCGUUUUGGAGACGCGUUUCCCUUUAUGUCCAUUAUGAUGUUGCUGCAUUCCACCGGAUGAAGGAUGACAUUUUUUGAACGAUAUCUCCUUUAACUUAGAUUUAAUGUAAUUCCUUGUUAUGAAAUAUAGGUUAAAUUGCCCUCCAUAUAUAUCAUUCCUGUCUCGUAACACUGGGCUGCUAAUUCUGCUGUCACAUCCUUUACAAAUCUUCGGUGUUAUUUCUUGUAAAUACCUGUUCAAAGGGCUGUAUAUGGGAAAUAUAUAAUGUAAUUAAAAAUUUGGGUGGUUUGGAUCGAUUGAAACAUUGAUCUAAAGUAAAUUUUCUCGGUAGGAUUUUGUUUACGUCCUCAUUGGGAUCAUCGUGACUCAGAAAGUUUAAUCACUAUCUUUUUGAAAUCAUUAACCGACAAAUGAAGCUGAGGUUCAGACACUUUUUACAGUGGGUACCGGUGUGUGUGAAACACUACAGUCGUUUUUCUCCAUAGCUAGAGGGCAGGUUGUUACUGAUGAUGACACAAGUUUGUGUUCAAAACUUUUAAUAAAGGAUGUUUUUAAGUGGAA